ACAGACAGACAGAAUGAGAGAGAGAGACAGAGAGACAGUGGGACGGUCUAGGUUGGCAGGAUAGCAGUGAGGUGGCUGUGGGUUGGGUGUUGAGCUGUCAUAUUUGCCAGAAGGUUUUGAGGUGACUCAAGUAGUAGUCUGAGACAGUGAUUAGACUGUAGCAGGGAGUUGUAAUAGCUCAUGCAGUGUUUGUGUCUCUUUGUAUUGUGGAACCAGGGGUCAAGAAAUCGAGCAUGAGAAGGCUGACGUUAUUGAAAACGACAGAAAGAGACCUGUGUCUGAGGGCAAAGGCUUCAGGGUUUGUGCCUAUUUUUGUGUGUAUGUAAGAGGGAAAGAGAGAGAGAAAGAGCGGGAGAAAGAGAGACAGAGCCAGAGAGAAAGAGAGACAGUCAGAUUCAAGAAAAAAGGAAAGAACCAAAGAAAGACUAGAAAGAGAAGCAAGCCAGACAGAACGAAAAGACGAGAGAAAGGAGCAAAGUAGAGGGUGUUAGCCCAUCAUGUGUGCCAGUGUGCUCCUGUCUCUCCUGCUGGUCUGCAGCUUUCCUCAGACUGGUGAUACCACGCCCCCAGCCAUAAACCCUGACAACAUUAGGCUGAAUGUUUCCGGCUCCAGCAAGGGUCUCCAAGUGUCCUGGCAGUACCCCAGACCUGACCGAGAGCCACGCUGCUAUGAAAGCCAACUCCAGCACAACACAAGCUGUCACACGGACUGGCAGACGGUGACCCUGCGAAACAGGUUCUUCCUACUGGAGUCUCCAUCCCGGAGGAGGAGCUACACGUUCAGGGUUAGAAUGAAGCACAUCAAUAUUUGUCCUCCCCCUCACCAGUGGAGUGCAUGGACACCGCCUGUCUACUGGGGACCAGAGGCCCACACAGUUUCCUGUGAUGUGGAGGCCGAGUCACCGAUCACCACCAGCACCUACAUUGGCACCAUUCUCCCUCUGUCUCUCUGUUUUCUGUUGGUCUGCAUCUUCUCUCAGACACGGAUCAGGGUCAUCUUCCUGCCUCACAUCCCCAGCCCUAAACAUGCAUGUGGCAGCCUCCUCACCAUCAAUCCUUCACAGUGGCGAGGUGGUUUUUCUGAGCCUAGCGUGGACUGUGAGACGGUCAAUGUCGAGAUCGUCAGCAUCCAAAACACAGAAGAGGAAGAAGAGGAGAAGGAGAAGGAAGAGGGAGAAAAGGCGGAGAAAGAGAAGGACGAGGAGGAGGGGAACAGAAAUGAAGAGUGCAGCGUAUUUGAACAGAGAUUGUGCCCAACUGACGCAGGACUACAAAUCUACCCUAGCCUGGCAGCCAAUGGGGCCUACUGCAGUUUGUGUCUUUGGGAUAAACAUAAUGCUAGUCUCAACAUGGUUGACUGACAUGAAUAAGCAUUAUAUAAGAGUUAGCCACCAAAUGUUGACUCUCUCUUUUUGCUUUAACAUUCCUGGAUACCGCAAAAAGACAACCACCUUCUCUGUAGAUGUCAAUGUGGUUGUUAUAUUGCUUUUGACCACAGGAGGGCAGUAUGACUGUGAGUAUAGCUCUGAUGACCAAACUUUGAGAGCCUGGUUUGAGCCUGCUAUCCUCCUCCUCCUCCUCCACCACAGCAGCCUGGGCCAGAGAGGGGAGUGGGCUAUUAUCGAGGGUUAUCUAAAAGAUUGAUAUGCAUGUUGUGCAUAAUAAACAUACAAAUUACCUUUAAGACGUCAUGGUGAGUGCUUAUGUUAUCCUGACAAAUCGUGAUGGAUGAGUGGAAUUAUUGAGUAUCUAAGUGUUUAUAGAACAGCCUGUAGAGUAUGCAGUACAGCUUCAUAAUGAUUGGAUUGGAGAGUGCAUCUCCUCACAUUCAUGAUUCCUGCAGGGAAGGGAUACCUGGAUUCUGGAAAACCGUGGUCCGGGAUUCAGCCCCUAAAUCCAGAGUUUCCGACGUGAGGAUACAACAGGCCUGUGUGGGAUCAGGAGAGUGUGUGUCAAACGUUUUUUGCAAGAAUAUUGUGGACAUUCCAUUAUGUUAAUAGCCGAUGCCCACUGUGUUCAUCCCCUCAUCAAAUGCAUUUUUUCCCCCUGGUCUGGAAAUAAACGUCUCUUAGUUUUUUCUUUGGAAUUGACACCUUGUCUUCUCUCCUCUCCUCGCUCAACCUCUUCAUGGAGUGAGCGGGGGGCUUUGAAGACCGGAGGAGCUGCC
Molecule: messenger RNA, 2167 nt
Organism: Hypomesus transpacificus
Lineage: Eukaryota; Metazoa; Chordata; Actinopteri; Osmeriformes; Osmeridae
Product: cytokine receptor common subunit gamma
Exons: 6
Coding region: 498-1361 (287 amino acids)
Biological process (GO): cytokine-mediated signaling pathway
Cellular component (GO): external side of plasma membrane
Molecular function (GO): cytokine receptor activity; protein binding
Source: RefSeq, a predicted model, not a curated record